Molecule: messenger RNA, 1792 nt
Organism: Desarmillaria tabescens
Lineage: Eukaryota; Fungi; Basidiomycota; Agaricomycetes; Agaricales; Physalacriaceae
Product: membrane dipeptidase-domain-containing protein
Exons: 12
Coding region: 122-1483 (453 amino acids)
Biological process (GO): proteolysis
Molecular function (GO): metallodipeptidase activity
Source: RefSeq, a predicted model, not a curated record
UGGCAUCUGACCGCCAUCACUUAUCGGUUUCUCGAACGUGGAUUCCACGCGUCGUCGCUUCCUGUCUCGUCAGGCUGUCCACAGCAUCGGCCUCGCAGUCGUCACUCAAGUUCUUGCCAGAAUGUCGUCGUCUCCCGUCAAGCAACACGAGGAUCCUGAGCUUCCUGGGCCCUACAUUACUGAGUCUACGUCUCUUCUUAAUUCGAAGCAGGAGACUCCAUGUGAGGCAGACCCAAAAACGCGAGGUGCAGUAUGGUCUGCCUUGACUGCGCUCACGGUUGCAGCCUUGGUGGUCUUGUUAUUCUUCCAGGAUUCUCUUCCAGAUGGCUUCGCGCCGUGGCUAGGCACCCUUCCCAAAGAUCCAAUGCUUGCUGCCCUAAAGAUCCUGGAAAAGGCACCCGUUAUCGAUGGACACAUCGACCUUCCGUGGCUCGUACGCAUGGAAUACGCGAACAACAUCUCUGCUGUCGAUCUUGAAUCCACGAUGCCCGGCCAUGUGGAUAUUCCCAGACUUCGACAAGGCAGAGUCGGGGGUUUCUUCUGGUCGGUAUUUGUAAACUGUGCGGACCCGGAAGCCGAGGGCCCCGGAUUCUUGUCUGCGUCAUGGAAAGUCAGGGACACCCUAGAGCAAAUUGACUCCGCAAGAAUGUCGAUCGAGAAAUAUUCUGAUACAUUUCAGCUCGCUCUUGGUUCAUCAGAAAUCAAAUCUGCCAUAACCAAAGGCAAAAUUGCCAGCCUUAUCGGUGUCGAAGGCGGACAUCAACUAGGAAACUCAAUCGCUGUUCUCCGGCAAUAUCAUUCUCUGGGCGUUCGAUAUAUGACUUUGACCCAUGUCUGUCAUAACGCUUUCGCGGACUCUUGCGGAUUCUAUCCCGGAAAGAAGCCACUACAUGGCGGUCUUAGUACUCUGGGAUAUGCGCUCAUCGAUGAAAUGAACCGCCUCGGCGUAUUAGUGGAUCUUUCACAUACUUCGGAUGCGACCGCGGCCCAGGCUUUGAACUACUCCAAGGCACCGGUGAUAUGGUCUCAUUCGUCAUCAAGAGCUGUACACGAUCAUGUUAGAAACGUUCCCGACGAUGUGUUGAAAUUAGUAGGUACUGGGGAAGGACAAAGUGAUGCUGUUAUCAUGGUAAACUUUGCGCCCGAUUUCGUAGCAGACCCUGGUCAGGCAACCCUACAAGCUGUGGCUAAUCACGUUGAGCAUAUCGCAAGCAUUACGGGAAAGCAACAUGUUGGCAUAGGAAGUGAUUUCGAUGGUAUCGGGAGUACUCCCGCAGGGUUGGAGGACGUGUCAACAUACCCUGCAUUGGUAGCGGAAUUGUACCGGAGAGGCUGGAAAAAGUACGAACUUGCAGGGUUUACAGGGGGUAAUCUACUGCGGAUUUUCGAAGGUGCAGAGCAGGUGUCGAAUCAGCUGAAAGACUCGGGCAUGUCUCCCGUGUAUGAUAUCUAUGACAAGAGGAAAGAUAUACCUGGCAAGUAGUGUUGUGUUGUUCUACCACUAAUGAAAUGUACUGGACAGUAUAGCUCCACGUCUCCGAUCCAUCUCAUGUUCUCAUCAGAUCUUGGUGAUGGGAAAUCUCGGUCAUUUCCAUGAAGGAUCCUGGAGACAGGUCUCUGAAGUCAAUUACAUUGUGCGCUGGCUAUGGAAAUUAUUUCGAACCAGACACAGAGAAGACAUGAGGCUCCAAGUCGCAUGUAAUCUUUCCCAUGACCUGAUGGACAGCCUUCAUCAUGAGCUUUUGGCCGUGGCCAUUGAGUAGGAUGGGAGGUCUAAUCAACACCUUUUGAU